CAUUAUUAAACCUUAGUUAGUUGAAUGAAUGACAGCUAUUAACGAUAACGAGGACGGGACUAACCCUGGGGCGAAAGUUGAUAGUACAGUACUUUCUGAAAACCUAGAAGAUGGUGAAGUGACAGAUCAAGUGGAACUUCCUGUGACAGUCCCGACUCCGCCGGCCAAAAGGAGGAAGUGUGGCAGGGAAAGUCUAGUUGAGCAAGCUCUUGAAGUUGCAUUUCCCAAAAAUGUUGUUAUCAGAAGCAGCAACAUUAUUUGGGUUGAUCUAGAGAUGACUGGUCUGGACGUUGAGAAGGACCGUAUAAUGGAGAUGGCUUGUAUAGUGACGGAUAGGAAUCUCAAUAUCAUUGCGGAAGGACCAAAUCUCGUCAUACACCAAUCGGAAGAAGCAUUAGAAGGAAUGGGCGAGUGGUGCACAAUACAGCACGGUAAGACGGGUCUCACUCAACAGUGUCGUGACAGCAAGCUGUCUUGUGCGCAGGUCGAGCAGCAGAUGAUCGACUUUAUAUUGCAGUACUGUCCCAAAGGUCGGUGCGAGCUGGCCGGUAACUCUAUCCACACUGACCGCAAGUUUAUCGAAAAGGAAAUGCCCAAAUUCUUAGAAUGUCUUCACUACAGGAUUAUAGACGUGUCCACUGUCCGCAACAUCGCUUGGAGGUGGUAUCCUAACUUUGCGAAGUAUUACAGUAACCAGCCUGUCUCACACAGAGCCCUUGACGAUAUUAGAUCAAGUAUCGAAGAAUUAAAGCACUACCGGGAAACGGUGUUCAAAUCCAAAGUUCAGUACACGGAAGAUAUAGAAAUGCCGCCACCCAAAGAUGCUCUGGAGAUUUUGAUGACCCGCUGUGAAGCUCUCCAGGCUCGCAAGAUCAGAUCGAAGAGCGAAUCAGAAGCAACCGGCGAGGAAGAGCAGAAGAAGACUGUUCUACAACCGCCCGUCAGUGUCAGCGUUAAUGGUAAAAAUAUCACUCUUUUUGGUAACCAGAUGUAGCCAUGAUUACCAGAUGUAACCAUGGUUACCAUAUGUAGCCAUGGUUACCAUAUGUAGCCAUGGUUACCAUAUGUAGCCAUGAUUACCAUAUGUAGCCAUGGUUACCUGAUGUAGCCAUGAUUACCUGAUGUAGCCAUGAUUACCAUAUGUAGCCAUGGUUACCAUAUGUAGCCAUGAUUACCAUAUGUAGCCAUGAUUACCAUAUGUAGCCAUGGUUACCUGAUGUAACCAAUCCAUGUUAACGUAAUCGUACUGUCUGACACGGACUUCUUUUGCUUUAACUUGUCAUUUUGUAACAGUUAUAAUCAGGAUUUUUGACUGAUGAGUGAACUUGAUCUGUUGUUUAUAGUCCCUUAUAGUGCACUAUGAUACAAACAAUUGUUUAUUAUUAGAGUUCCACCUUAUAGUGCACUAUGAUACAAACAAUUGUUUAUUAGAUUCUUGUUCCACCUUUAAGGUUUUAAAAUGUUUAUCUAAUAAUACUAUUGAUUUUAUUCUAAAUUGUUCUUUUAAUAUUCUUUAAGAUUCGGAAUACAAAUAGUCUUAUAAUUUGAAUUA
Bolinopsis microptera is the source of this 1552-nucleotide messenger RNA. RefSeq names its product probable oligoribonuclease. Lineage: Eukaryota; Metazoa; Ctenophora; Tentaculata; Lobata; Bolinopsidae. Gene Ontology annotation, molecular function: 3'-5'-RNA exonuclease activity; nucleic acid binding. The transcript is spliced from 8 exons. Gene Ontology annotation, cellular component: mitochondrion. The record is from RefSeq and is a predicted model, not a curated record. The coding region runs from base 29 to 994 and encodes 321 amino acids.